Molecule: messenger RNA, 2634 nt
Organism: Tympanuchus pallidicinctus (lesser prairie-chicken)
Lineage: Eukaryota; Metazoa; Chordata; Aves; Galliformes; Phasianidae
Gene: FCHSD1
Product: FCH and double SH3 domains 1
Exons: 17
Coding region: 79-2313 (744 amino acids)
Biological process (GO): neuromuscular synaptic transmission; regulation of actin filament polymerization
Cellular component (GO): recycling endosome; neuromuscular junction
Molecular function (GO): protein binding
Source: RefSeq, a predicted model, not a curated record
UUAGAGCGGAGGGGCGGGGCGGAGGCUCAGUUCCGGGCUACGCACACGCGCUGCGGGGCCGGGUGCGGGUCUGGGGAGAUGCAGCCACCUCCGCGCAAGGGGAAGCUGAGCCAGGUGGUGAAGCUCCAUUUUGCUGAGCAGCUGUGUGGGCUACAGAGCAAGCAGCAGCGUGAUGCCGAGCUGCUGGAGGACAUCAGGUCCUACAGCAAGCAGAGGGCUGCGAUUGAGCGGGAGUACGGGCAGGCACUGCAGAGGCUGGCAAGCCAGUUUGUGAAGAGAGACUGGCAGCGGGGCCGCAGCGAUGCUGGAGACUCGAGGAGUGUCUUUGCUGUCUGGAAGGGCAUUAUUGAGGGGACGGCAUACACAGGGCAGGCACGUGUCAGUGCCUCUGAAAGCUACCGCAGCCUUGCUGCUGAGGCCAUCAAGAGCUCCCGGCUGUCCAAGGAGAGGAUGCUCAAGAAGAGCAUGGAGCAGCUGCAGAAGGCGCAGGCAGAGCUGCUGGAAACGGUGAAGGAGCUAGAUAAAGCAAAGAAGCAGUUCAGCCACCUGCAGCGCAGCAGCGAGGUGGCCAAGGAUAAGGCUGCCGACGUGGAGGCACGACUACGUAAGAGUGACCGGAGGAUUUUCCACACCAAGGCCAGCCUGCAGAAACUCAGUGCCAAGUUCUCCAUGCAGAUGGCGGAGUACUCAAAGCAGCGGGCAGGGGUGCAGAAUGAGUACGUGCUGACAUUGGUGUCUGCCAAUGCCCACCUGGAGCACUAUUACCAUGUGGAGCUGCCUGCCAUCAUGCAGGCUCUGGAUGGGGACCUGUAUGAGCGGCUACGUGACCACCUGAGCACGGCUGGCCGGGCAGAGGUGGAGAGCUGUGAGAUCACACAGGAUUGGUUCCAGCGCAUCUCGGAGGCGGCCGCACGGGUGUGCCGGGAGCAGGACCUCCUCCUCUUCCUGCAGGACCACACCGCCUUCAUGCUGGUGCCUGAGCAGCGCUUCCAGCUUGAUGGCAUCCAGGAGGUGUCCCUGCUGCAGCCGGAGGAUGGCGGAGCCAGCCUGGAGAAGGAGGCACGGCGCUGGGCCAUGCGUGCAACACGAGACAGCAAGAACAAGGCACAUGGCGAGGAGGUGCUGCAGAGGCUUGAGGCCAGGAGGCACCAGGUCCCCGAGGCAGAGGUGGCCGCUGUGGAGCGGCAGAUGGAGGAAGUGCGAGAAAACAUCUGGAAGGCAGAGGUUGGCAGGGCGAAGGCAGAGGCACGGCUGGCACUGCUGCGUACAGCAGGGCUGGAUGUGGAUUCUUGGCUGGCCGGGGCUGUGCGGGCAGGUGGGGAGGUCCCACGCACCCCCAGCACAGAGGCACCCACAGGGCUGGACCCCACUGAGUUCGAUGACUAUGACAGCGAUGAGACGUUUGAGGAGGCUGAGCCUGGGCAUGCUGCUCGCACCUACCCCUACACUUGUCGGGUCAUCUUUGGGUACCAGGGCUGCCAUGCAGAUGAGCUAUCCAUCGCACAGGGAGAGGAGCUGGAAGUUAUCGAGGAUGGCGAUAUGGAGGAGUGGGUGAAGGCUCGGAACAAGGCAGGGCAGGUCGGCUAUGUCCCUGAGAAGUACCUGCUGUGCCUGAGCUGUGUGGGCAGUGAGCCGGGCUCAGCUGCCAUCACUGGAACCACAGGACCUUCGGGGGCAGCCCUGCAGCGACAGCUCUCCAGCAUUAUGGCUGCGGAGCUGGUCCUGGAGCCUGGAGCUUGGCUGGUGCGAGCCCUGUACGACUAUGAGGGGCAGAGCCCCGAGGAGCUGAGUUUCCCUGAGGGAGCCAUCAUCCGCGUGCUGCCUCGUGCUGAGGAUGAGGUGGAUGAUGGCUUCUGGACUGGAGAUUUUGAUGGCAGAGUUGGUGUCUUCCCCUCGCUGGUAGUGGAGGAACUGACUGGGGCACGGGGCACGGCUGGGCAGGUUAGUGGUGGUGGUGGUGGUGGUGGUGGUGAUGUCUGGGGGGUUCUGUGCUCUGCCCACCCACCACACUGUGUGUCCCUGUGUCUGCAGGAACUUCCCUCACCAUCCCCACCACCUUUCUCCCCUCCUGGCCUUGCACUCAGUGCCAGUCUGGGUUCCGGCCCUGAACCACUGCUGGAAGGUGAGUGCCAGGGGGGUGGCCUUGGGGGCACUAAGAGCCUGUCUGAGCCUUCUGUGGAUCUAGCCUGCAGGCAGGAGGGCAUAAGCAGCGGGCAGAGCUCUCCAGACCUGGCAGCCAACCGCAUCCGUCCCCUCCGCGCACCACCCCCACCUCCUGGCCGAGCCCCCGACCUGGAGCAGGACCUCAGCUGACCCUGGGUUGCCCAGGCUGCAAAAUCUUUGCCCAUCCGCACAUGCCCCUCACCCCUGGGCUAUCUAUUCCCAGUGGUGCAGAGGGGAGCAGGACGCAUGGCACAACCUGCUACUCCUUGAGCUGGUCUCCUUGGGGGCCACAUCCUGCCCAGCACUGCUCGUGGGGCACUGCUGCACAGUGUGGGGCAGCCACGUCCCUGCCUCUGCCUCUCGUCCGUAGCAUCACUUCCCUGGGGCCUCUUCUUCUCCCCAUGCUGUGGCUGCACCGUGUCCAGCAUGGGCACAGAGUGGCCAUGCCCCUAUUAAAACCAGUUCACCCCA